AUGAUCGCGGCCGUGGCGUUGGGACUGCUUCAAGCGGCUGCGGCGAUGGCGGCUGCGGCUGCGGCUGCACCGGGCGAGUUCCGGUUGACCGUCCUGCACACCAACGACCUGCACUCGCACUACGACGAGACCUGCCGAGGCGGCGGCGGCGGACCGUGCGGAGUGGCCGGCGGCCACGGCGGUUUCGCCCGGUUGCGCGGCGCGCUGGACGCCGAACGGGCGCGGGUGGCCGCGGACGGCGCGCCGCCGGCCGUCGUCCACCUGUACGCCGGCGACACGUUCCACGGCACGCGGUUCUACGACGUGCUCCGCUGGCAGCCGGCCGCCGAACUGGUCGGCGACCUCGGCGUGGACGCCAUGUGUUUGGGAAACCACGAGUUCGAAGACGGCCCGGAAGGCCUGGCGCCGUUCCUCAAGUCCAAGAACAUAAGUUCCAUACCGAUAGUCGUGGCGAACAUCAACACCGAAGGGGAACCGAGUUUAACGAACAUCCAGCCGUCCACGGUCCUCGAGGUCGGAGGGCACACCGUGGGCGUGAUCGGUUACCUGACACCGGACACGGAAUUUACGAACAAAGUGGGCAGAGUCCGGAUAUCCGACGAAGUUCAGAGCGUCAGGACCGAAGUGGCCAAGUUGAAAAGCGCCGGGGUGGAGUUCAUAAUAGCCCUGGGUCAUUCCGGUCUAGAAAUGGACAGACGUGUGGCCAGAGAAGUGGACGGCGUGGACGCGGUGGUCGGAGGACAUUCGCAUUCGUAUCUGAUCAGCGGGCCACCUCAGGACGAAGAAACGCCGGUCGGGCCUUAUCCAGUGAUCGAAAAAAGGGGCGAACAAAUCGUGCCCGUGGUGCAAGCGUACGCGUUCGCCAAAUACUUGGGAAAAUUGGUUUUGACAUUUGACAGGAAAAAACGUUUGGUCAGUGCCGUCGGAGGGCCAAUUUUACUGGACCGAACCGUUCCUCAAGACGCGAAAAUGUUGGAAAAAGUCGAACACUACAAGCGACUGUUGGCGGAACAAUCCGUCGAUAAAGCCGUCGGAAAAACUCAAGUAUUUUUGGACGGCAACUGUAAGUGCGAGGAGACCAAUUUGGCCAAUUUAAUCGCCGAUUCGUUUAUACGCGGGAAUUUAAACGACUUGUUGAAGACCAACGUGACCGUAAGUGGCUGGACCGAUGCCGCUGUAGCGAUUGUCUUGAGCAGUAGUAUUCAUAAUUCAAUAGACGCUUCGAAAAAGCAAGGCGUAAUAUAUGAAGAUGACAUUCAGCGAACGUUGCCGUACAAAACUCCUCUGUGCAAGGUGACCAUUACUGGAAAGACUCUGCUGAAAUCACUGGAGCACAGUGCGUCAAUGUAUGAUUACAGAAACUGUUCAAAUCCGGAAAAUAAAAUAUACGGAGGUUUCAUGCACAUGUCAGGAAUGCACGUCACUUACGACAAGAAAAACGCCGUCGGGUCCAGGGUGAAGUCUGCUACGAUACGUUGCUCGGAAUGUAAGUUGCCGUCGUACGAGCCGAUCAAUCCGGACAAAAAGUACACGUUGCUCAUGUCCAAGUACGUGGCAAGCGGUGGCGAUCGGUACGAAAUGAUCAAGGACGAAUCCAUUGGCACUAACUGUAUGGAUACCACAGAAACAGACGCCUUUUUAUCGUACGUCAAAGAAAUCAAACCAAUUUACGCUGGAAUAGAUAACAGGAUCAAAAUAUUAAAUCACUAA
This is a messenger RNA of Macrosiphum euphorbiae (potato aphid), 1710 nucleotides long. The record is from the annotation of a GenBank genome assembly. Lineage: Eukaryota; Metazoa; Arthropoda; Insecta; Hemiptera; Aphididae.